AGAACCCGGAAGUAGUGACAAGAGAAACUCCUAGAAAAAGCCAGACGGCGUAGCUCUGAAGAACCCAUCACCAUACAUAAUAAUGUUAGGUGUUGUAACGCUUUUGAGUUUACACGGUAAAAGCAGCGAGCCACAAGACGCUAGUUUUGUCGUGUAGAUAAGUUGUAUUUUCCACGAUAAGUGCUUUUGCUUCAACCACUGUGAGGCUAACGUUGUAACGUUAACUUAGCAAGUUUACCUAGGCAUGCCAUAGCCGUUAGCUGAUAGCCUUGGGAAACAACAGCAACAACUGUGUUGUUAAAUGGUCAUCGUGUAAAAUUAAAUGAAAUAGCCGUCAUUUGCAGCACUUGUCAAUAUAUUCUAUCUACGACAGACAGGCUCUCGUGGAGGUUGUGUAAGGUUAAAUUGCUAGCUAACGUUGGUGACAAUAAUAAUCUAGCUAACAUUAGGUACAAGAUAACUUUGGAUCAGUGUUUUGGACAGAGAGAACGGUAAGGUGGUGUCUUAUAGGGCAAUUCAGUUAAUGUUGUCAUUGUUGAUGGAUUAAUUAUUAAUAUCCCAAAUAUUGUCUUGCUUCUAAUUUGCACCUUUUUGACAGUGACAGAGACGGAGAGCGGAUCAUAAACAUUAUUGCUUCGUCUCACGAGAUCUGCUGCAAUGCCCUUGUUCUUUUUGGAAAGAUUUCCCUGGCCUAGUUUGCAGUCCUAUACUGCACUGAGUGCCCUUCUGCUUGCGGGUUCUGUCCUAAGUGCCUACACUAUUGUGACUGAACCUGGGUUCGUCACAUCGGUCUCGGAAGAAGCCCAAACAGAUCUUAAAGACCAGAAUGGGGAAGAGCAAAAAGAUGAUUUCUGGAAUGUUGCCUUCAAUGUCCUGUUGUACCUGGUGUCUGACACCCUUUUUGUCUGGGUGAUGGUGAAUACAGCCUGCUGUAUGCUGAUGCUUAUAGCAAAAGCCAUUCAGUAUGUGGUAUUUGGACCAUUGCGAGCUGGUGAGAAACAGCAUUUGAAGGAUAAGUUUUGGAACUUCAUCUUUUACAAGUUCAUCUUUAUCUUCGGUGUGUUGAACGUGCAGUCUGUGGAGGAGGUUGUGUUGUGGUGUCUCUGGUUUGCGGUGCUCAUCUUCCUCCAUCUGAUGGUCCAGCUCUGCAAAGACCGCUUUGAAUAUCUGUCCUUCUCCCCCACCACCCCCUUGAGUAGCCACGUGCGUGUGCUGGCCCUGCUGACCGCCCUGCUGCUGUGCUGCUGCGUGCUGGCUGUGCCCUGUGGCCUCAUGGGACACAUGCAGGACGUACACACCGCUGCCUUCAUGGCUGCUGAGUGUUUGCUAGUUACGGUACGCACAGGACAUGUUAUUAUGAGGUACUCCAUCCACCUGUGGGACCUUAACCGUCAGGGCACCUGGGAGAGUAAGAGCACGUAUGUGUACUACACAGACUUCCUCAUGGAGCUGGGCCUGCUCUGCCUCGACCUGAUGCACCACAUCCACAUGCUGCUGUUUGGCAACAUCUGGCUGUCGAUGGCCAGCCUGGUGAUUUUCAUGCAGCUGCGCUACCUCUUCCAUGAGAUCCAGAGGAGGAUUCGUCGCCACAAGAACUACCUGCGGGUCAUUGAUAACAUGGAGACCAGGUUUGCUGUGGCCACCCUAGAAGAGUUAGUGGCUAAUAAUGAUGACUGUGCCAUCUGCUGGGACUCCAUGACCUCAGCACGCAAGCUUCCCUGUGGCCAUCUCUUCCAUAAUUCCUGUUUGCGCUCCUGGUUGGAGCAGGACACUUCCUGUCCGACGUGCCGCUUGCCUCUGAACAUCAGUGAGGGCGGUGGUGCCAGUGAGGAGAGGGGCCGGGAGCGGCUGAACAAUAACCUGCCCCCCAGACCAGGAGCUGAGGCCCGCCCACACAUCAACCAGCACAACCACUUCUUCCACUUCGAUGUGACCGCUCUCUUGGCCUCUCCCGCAGGCUCUCGCAUUGCCAGCUGGUUGCCCAGCUUCUCGGUGGAGGUCAUGCACACCACCAACGUCUUGGGCAUUGUCCAGGCCAAUAACUCCCAGCUCAACACCAUGGCCCAUCAGAUCCAGGAGAUGUUCCCUCAGGUGCCCUACCAUCUGGUUCUGCAAGACCUGAAUUUGACUCGCUCUGUGGAAGUCACCACUGACAACAUCUUAGAGGGCCGUAUCCAGGUGCCCUUCCCUGCCCAGGCAGCUGAGCGGGCCCCCCCACCAGUGAACCCAGCAGGAGCCUCGGAGGUGACGCACUCGGCGGCUGUGGAGACGGAGGACUUUGAGGUGAGGGGGAGCCGCUUCUCCAAGUCUGCAGCAGAGAGACAGAAGAUGCUCCUGCAGAGGAAAGAGGAGCUGCUCCAGCGAGCUCGCAGGAGUUUUCUGAGUAAAAGCCCUGAGGAGGGCCUCUCCAGCUCGCUCUACGUGGCCACUGCUGAUGACGAUGACGAGGGACUGGCCGCAGGGGACGAACGCGCUCUGGCCUCAGACUCCAUGAGCGUGCGGCGCAGGAUGCUGGCGGCCGCCGCGGAACGCCGCAUGCAGAGGCAGCCAGAGGCUCCCCAGUGAGGCUCCGCCUCUCCCGUGCAGCGCAGCCUCCACCCGACACACACUGCCCAGGAGGUGCCCACGGACACCUCCAUCACAUCCGUCACCAGCACAGGAUGCCACGCACGUCUCUCCCCCUCCACUGACCCAUCACUGGAUCCAUUGGUAGAGAGGGGGAGGGAGAGAGAAGGAAGGAGGGAGGGAGGGAGAGAGAGAGAGAGAGAGAGAGAGGGCGGUCUGUGGAGGCCUGGGACAAAUGCAUUUGGGACAGUAAAGCUUUUGUAAUGGCUCUGUACAGCAUUGGCCUGUGACUCUCAGGCCUGGGAUCAGCUAGAGCUUUUAGGCCCCAAUGGCCCAGCUAACAGAAUCUAUGCAUGUGUCACUUUAUUCACAAAUUCACAGGUAGAUCUCAGAGUGAAGUCAUAGAACUGGGCCCUGCAGACGACGUGAAAUUCUUUCUGCUUGAGAGCUGUGUGUUAAUAACUUCUGUAGAGCGUGUGCCAAUUUGCACUUUGUUGGCCAAAUCAUCUGUGGAUUAAAGUAUUGAACAUUUCAUACCAAGGUCAGGAGUUCUCAGCUGACCGUUAACAUGUUACAUUUAAGUUUAGUGUCUCUAAUGUGUUUAAUUGGGAAUCAGAAUUUUUCCCAAUUUGAAAACGGUUGUUUUAUAAUACCCCAUGUGGUCUAUUAGGGUGUCCCAACAUGGUGACUGUUAGUUUGUUAGUGUGAAGGUGUAGGGUGUCCCAACAUGGUGACUGAUAGUUUGUUAGUGUGAAGGUGUAGGGUGUCCCAACAUGGUGACUGAUAGUUUGUUAGUGUGAAGGUGUAGGGUAUCCCAACAUGGUGACUGAUAGUUUGUUAGUGUGAAGGUGGAAAACCAAGUGCUUGUUCUCUCCUCCAGCACAGCGGCAGCAGCAGUGAAGAGAGUUCAGUGUGUGUAGAGAUCAGGAGUAGCGCUCAGUGUGUGUAGAGAUGAGGAGGAGCGCUCAGUGUGUGUAGAGAUCAGGAGGAGCGCUCGGUGUGUGUAGAGAUGAGGAGGAGCGCUCGGUGUGUGUAGAGGAGAGGGGGUUGCCAUGGAGGGGGUUGACAUGUGCAGUGCAUCUGGAGUGUUGAGUGCCAAAGCAUUAGUCAGGUAUGCAUUGUGCAGGUUGAAGCGCAGCUUCACGAUAUAAGGCAGCUGAGUUAGUGAAGCAGUGAUGGGAGCAUUAGCAGUUUUGCCACUUGACCUCAACCUGAGGCAAUGAGACUCUUUCUUUUAAUCCGUUCCUUUCUUUGAUUCAUUCUUUAUUUGCCUUUGCUCUUUGUCUUGUGAGCAGUCUUUCAGCGCUGAACUGGUUAAUCUAUUCAAACAUACAUUAUGGUGAACCAUAUAGUCAUUACUGAACAGUUUGAGAGAGUGUUACAAGAGUAUUAAGUUACUGAUAUGUGUAAGUAAGUGGUCUAGAAGAACCGCAUAGCAUGUGAAUUGUCUUCAGACAGUUGAAGCAAUAAACUGGAUCUCCCAUUUCAGUCUCAAACUGGCGUAAUGCCACAAUAUUGCCCUUUAAAUUGUCAUGCCACUCUAAAGUCACUAUUUGAUGUAUUUGUUCAAGUAUACAACAUACGGUAGACUAAACCACAUAUAUUUGACUUAACACUCAUGAAUAUGGUAUCUAGUCAAACAAUUUAUUUACAAAAUGACAUUGGUGAUUUGAAUUCUUUGUGUCAUCACACUUUCGUACGGUAGCUCUCAUUCUGUUUCACAUUGGUAUGGAGUUUUAAGUUUUGUCUAUGCAUGUUCAAAACGACUGAGCGCUGAGCGUUUUCUUAUUGUAUCCUCCUCCUCCUGUAUUCAGUGCUGUUUCCUACAUGUACUGCCCAAGGUGUCUGUAUGGAAUGCAGAUGUUGCGGUUGUUGCUACAGGUCUUUUGUAUUUCUGCCUGCAUCGCUGCACCUUUGAAACGCAGUGUUUCAGGCUCAGAAGAUGACAGCUUCCCUGUCUGACUUGGCCCUUGGUUCACCUCAUCACUGUUUAUAGACCGGAUAUAUUUGAAGCUAUUUCCUUGAAGAUGGUAUGGAAGAAGUCAGAAUGCUUUUGUAUAAGUCCUUUAUUUGUGCCUAACAAAUUUGUAAUGAAGACUGUAUGAAUAAUAGUAAUUGCUACAACAGAAGCUUUGAAUGCA
This is a messenger RNA of Alosa sapidissima (American shad), 4706 nucleotides long. It is a transcript of the gene amfra, whose product is annotated as autocrine motility factor receptor a. Gene Ontology annotation, molecular function: ubiquitin binding; ubiquitin protein ligase activity. The record is from RefSeq and is a predicted model, not a curated record. The transcript is spliced from 13 exons. Bases 658 to 2565 code for a protein of 635 amino acids. Gene Ontology annotation, cellular component: endoplasmic reticulum; cytosol; ubiquitin ligase complex. NCBI's taxonomy places the organism in Eukaryota, Metazoa, Chordata, Actinopteri, Clupeiformes, Clupeidae. Gene Ontology annotation, biological process: protein K48-linked ubiquitination; endoplasmic reticulum unfolded protein response; ubiquitin-dependent protein catabolic process.